AAAAAACUGGUAAUACUUACCGGAAAAUAAAAAAUUUAUUAAAAUACUACAGAUUUUAUCCUACAAGAUGAUAUAAGUCUCAUAUUUUGGUGAAUAUGCGACGAAAUAAACUUUACUGGUUCUACGCUGUGAACUGCGAUUCCCGAUUACUCUUGAGGGUUUUGUUUUUGAAAUGUCCGAACGAAAAAUUCCAGCCAAGGACUUCUUGCAUUUGAUUCAGUGCAAGCUUUGCAACGGAGUUCUGGUCAAUUCCACAACCAUAAUUGAGUGUCUCCAUACGUUUUGCAAAUCUUGCUUGGUUAAACAUCUGCAGAAGGCCGACAGUUGUCCGAUGUGUGGAAAUGUUGUGCACCAAAGCGAAGCCCUUCGCUAUCAGUAUAUAAGUCAUGAUCGGACUUUUCAAGAUGUAGUGGAUGCUCUUCUUCCGGAAAUCAAAAAGAAUGAACUGGAACGCGAGCGUCAGUUUUAUCUUGAGCAUCCUGAGCUUCCCAAUCCUCGCAUGGGUGAGAACGGCGCUGCUUUUUUCCCCGCCGUUUCCGGAUCCCAACCAGCUGUGCUGCCUGUGCGCAAAAUAACCGCGUCUGAUUGCCACCGGAACGACGUACAAAUCAGUGUACAGCUGGAGUGCAAGAGCAGCGCUUUGAAACCGUUGAAAAGACGUUAUCUACUGUGUUCGAUAUUCACGGAAAUCCAUCACUUGAAAAAGUUCCUUGCGGCACAGCUGUUUAACAAUACCUCCCGAUGGCAGGAGCUGGAUAUUAUGUGCAAUGAUGUUUCUAUGCUUGGACGGAAUCACACCCUUCAGUAUAUCAAACUGGUAUUUUGGAAUUUCAGGGAAUUGCCCCUAGUUCUUACGUAUCGGAGGCGAUCGGAAGCGGUGUAGCCUGAGUUCUGCGGUCGCCGGAACGGUGCUCGAUCUGAUUUCGCAUACAAGUAACAGACAGUAAAUAUUAUGGGUAUCGUACUUGACCUCAGUAAAUUUUUUUAUUACACAUGCCAAAACUGUUCUCAGGUAUUUAUUGUUACGGUGGAUUCUGCGCCGGUCCACUAUUCAUCCUUAUUUCUGUGUGUGUUUUCUUAUCGUCUCUGUAAUGUCUUUCAAAUCGAUGUUCUCAUUUGCAUUUUUAUUGUGUCUCUGGAAUUUGCACUUAGAAUAAGUUAUGUGAAUUAUUAACUGCCAUACAAGUACUACCCAGUAGUACAUAAAUAAACUACUGAU
This is a messenger RNA of Paramacrobiotus metropolitanus, 1219 nucleotides long. RefSeq names its product polycomb group RING finger protein 3-like. The record is from RefSeq and is a predicted model, not a curated record. Gene Ontology annotation, biological process: regulation of transcription by RNA polymerase II. The transcript is spliced from 7 exons. Gene Ontology annotation, cellular component: PRC1 complex. Bases 173 to 883 code for a protein of 236 amino acids. Lineage: Eukaryota; Metazoa; Tardigrada; Eutardigrada; Parachela; Macrobiotidae.